AUGAUCACAACAUUCGUUCAAGAUCAAUCCAACAGACUCCAUGAGCUGGCGGUCACUCACGACGUCUCCGACAAGCAAGUCAAGGACAUCCUCGGUCUCAAGACGCAUUAUCACAAAGAACGCUGCACGCAAUUGCGUAAUGCGAUUGUGCACGUCAAAUCCAAGGAACUUAAUGAAGGUCGCCCCAGCGGGGACAAGUACAGCUUGGAGGAAAUCCAAAACAUCAUUGAUAGUGACCCUGCAUACAAGCAGCUGUCGGCCACCGAAGAACAGGACUACAUCGACCAGCUAACUGAGUACCGUGCCCUCAAGAUGAGUGGAGUUCGCGCAACCAAUGUGUCAGCGGCUCGAGAUGCGGUCGCAGUGAUGGAUCGCAUCUCAAAGGAGCUUCAUGCACUCCAUGACCGAGCCAGCAUAUAUGCAACUGUUCUCAUGGUUCGGGGACACGUCAACGACCAAGUUCAGUCGACAUGGAUCGCAACGGACAACGCACACGAAUUUUGGGAGGAUCAGAUGAGUCUAGCGCUUGAUGAUAUCACACGACGCGCGACAGGGAAAAUGGACCUCACAAUGAAUUAUCAAAACUACGAGAAGGCUAUUGUCUUGGUCUAUGGAGUCAAGUUAGAUGGUUGGCCAGAGGGUCUCCCUUUCCUUGCACCUUCCCAUAUGCACACUGUGCUUGAAGUGCGCACUCUUCACGAUGCUUUGGUGACAGGUGCUUGCCAUUGGAAGAAGCUCAACCGGCGUGAACUUGAGAACCUUCGCACGGACAUUCAAUGA
Molecule: messenger RNA, 780 nt
Organism: Suillus clintonianus
Lineage: Eukaryota; Fungi; Basidiomycota; Agaricomycetes; Boletales; Suillaceae
Exons: 4
Coding region: 1-780 (259 amino acids)
Source: RefSeq, a predicted model, not a curated record